Molecule: messenger RNA, 726 nt
Organism: Apis laboriosa (Himalayan honeybee)
Lineage: Eukaryota; Metazoa; Arthropoda; Insecta; Hymenoptera; Apidae
Gene: ATPsyndelta
Product: ATP synthase subunit delta, mitochondrial
Exons: 4
Coding region: 132-617 (161 amino acids)
Biological process (GO): proton motive force-driven ATP synthesis
Molecular function (GO): proton-transporting ATP synthase activity, rotational mechanism
Source: RefSeq, a predicted model, not a curated record
AAACUUUGUCGUUUGUACUGUACUAUACAUUUGAUUUGGUCUGGCUGCUUGCAAUAAGUGAUCAACUUCUACUUAUAUCUGUAAUAAUUGCUAUAACAUAAAGUAUUGUGAAUAUACUGACGCAUAUUAAGAUGGCUACAAUUGCACGUAAUCUUCGCCCUUAUUUAAAAUACAUUCGUAAUCAAAGAAGAACUUAUGCUGAUAAACCUAUUAGCGAUGAAAUGAAAUUUACUUUUGCUGGAGCUAAUCAGGUGUUUUAUGAUCAAUCUGUAAUUAAACAAGUAGAUGUACCAUCAUUUUCUGGAUCUUUUGGUAUUUUACCAAAACAUGUUCCUACUUUAGCUGUAUUAAAACCUGGUGUAGUCACAGUAUAUGAAGAAGAUGGAUCAGUCAAAAAAAUUUUUGUUUCUUCGGGUACAGUUACUAUAAAUGAAAACAAUAGUGUACAGAUUUUAGCAGAAGAAGCUCAUCCUGUAGAAAAUCUUGAUAGUUCAGCAAUUAGAGAACUUCUUAGUAAAGCUCAACAAGAACUUUCAUCUGCAACAACUGAGCAAGAUAAAGCUGCAGCAACAAUUGCAAUUGAAGUUUCAGAAGCUCUAGUGCAAGCUGUACAAUAAACAUUAAUCAAACAUUAAGUAUGUGUUAAAAUAUUAUUCUUAUGUAAUUAUUAAAUUUUUUAGGAUAUAUAUCAUGUCAUAUGUAAAAAAUAUAGUAAUAUUAAAACAA